Molecule: messenger RNA, 4200 nt
Organism: Eleginops maclovinus (Patagonian blennie)
Lineage: Eukaryota; Metazoa; Chordata; Actinopteri; Perciformes; Eleginopidae
Product: epithelial cell-transforming sequence 2 oncogene-like
Exons: 22
Coding region: 356-3259 (967 amino acids)
Molecular function (GO): protein binding; guanyl-nucleotide exchange factor activity
Source: RefSeq, a predicted model, not a curated record
UGUGUUGUCUGAAUCUUUUGCCUGUAGCAUUUAAAUCAUUCAUUUAAAAACAUUUAAAGGAUGCUGACGAAGGACUUCAAACUGUAGGUGACGGGAUAAUUGGAAAAGGGAAACCAUAAUGAACGAGGAUGUGCAGUGUGAAGGAAUGUGCGCAUCCUACUGUUGACGGGUCUCUAAGGUUACAGGGAGCAGGGCGGCGCAGUCUCUAAGGUUACAGGGAGCAGGGCGGCGCAGUGGCAGCCUGUUACUCAGCUCUUGCUCUCUAGAGAUUUAAAUCUGGCAUUGAAUAGGAGAUUGCACACAAACACAAGUCCAGGCGUUUUCUCAAUCCUGUGUCUGGAACCUGUGUGAGAACAUGUGGUCAACUCCUCACUCGGUGAAGCGGUGGCAGCUCAGCGGGACGGACUGUGAGCAGGUCCGCAGCACGCGCUCAGACACGCGCCUCAGCUGCUGGACCCCCCUGAACAACCAGAGGAGCAACCUCCAGUUAUUUGAGGAGAGGAUGACCCUUGUGCUGCACUGGUUUGACCUGUGGACUGACAGACAGAGGAAACACCUGUUGCACUCUCUGCUCACACAUUGCACCAUGUCCCAGCUCAAGUACUGCAGAGAUCUGCUGAUCGAGACGGUUCCUGUGACUCAAGUGGACUUCACGGCGGUGCUGCCACGUUUCCUGUCCCUGUACGUGAUGUCAUUUCUGUCCCCUCGUGACCUCUGUUCGGCGGCCCAGGUCAGCUGGCACUGGAGAACGCUUUCUGAGCAGGACUGUCUGUGGGCAAGCCGCUGCAUCACAAGAGGCUGGUUCCUUCCCUACACUCCGGCAGAGAAAGAAUAUGGAGCGUGGAAGAACCAUUACGUCUCCUGCGUCUCCACCCUUGACUGGCUCACUCCAUGGGAGGCAACCGAGCGCUAUGGGACCCUUAACCAACAAAGCACAGUGAUGACAGAGGAGGAGGAGGAGAGGAGGGAGGAGAGGAGGAUCAGGCAGAUGAUCAGAGACAAACUACAGGAAGAGAGGAGACAGUCUAUGAGAACCAGGAGAGCCUGGGGCAGCUUCACAAAGCCAGGAGCAGCCAGAGGAAGUACCCAGACAGCGAGGCCCAGCUCUGGAAUAACAUUUAGCUCUUGGCCCUCACUCUCCUGGCCUCCAAGGUCCGUAGGGUCCCCCAGCCUCUGCCUGAGCAUGGACAGAGGACAGACCAUGUCUGCAGCUCAGAGCCGGGAGAUAGUCCAGACCUGCAGUCCUUCCAGACUGAACAAUGCCAGUGGAGCGCUGUCUUCUUUUACUAGCAGACUCGCACUGACACACACAGUCCCACCCAUCCGUCGGACCGAUCCUGCCCUCUUACUGCUGAUCUCCAACAGAAUCCCUGCCUAUGAGCUUCUGCUGAGUGGUGUGAAGGCAGGAGUGAUUGUGGUUCUGUACGACCACAGAGGGACUCUCUCAGCUCUGUUAGCCCAGGUGGAGACGGCUAUCACUGGGCAGGGAGCUCAGAGACUGGGCCUACUUGCUCCUGGAGGAACUGAAGAAAUCCAUCUGCUUCACAGGUGUAUCUUGUCAGAGAGGACUCUGCUAAACCCGGAUCAAAGGGAUUUCUGGGAAAAACUUAGUGGCUGGGUGGCACCAACUGAGGAAGGAGGAGGGAUUGACAUCUUCUCCCCGCUAGCUGCUUGUGCAUCAGGAGCGGCUCUCAUCCAGACUCUCUCUACUCUGACCGGUCUGGAGGUCCGAACACCAAUGGGUCUUGCAACCGGAAGUUUUCAGAACAUCCUGAGCGAAUGGUCUGACGGCAGUGUGUGCACCGGGCUCUCAAACCAACGAGCAUCAUCCCCGGCGCUGCAGUUUGUGUGUGAGAGUGUACUGCAGGGCUGGUGCAGACAGGCUCAGUGGAUGGAGGAGGCCCUGGGGGAGCUGAGGGGCCAUCUGGGGCCACAGCUACAGCAGGUCAGCCUUCAGGCCAGGGGCCGAGCUCUGGGUAAUUUCCUGUGGGAGAAAAUCUGCCUCGAGGAGCUGUGUGUGUCCAAAGAUCUCAGUGAGGCGCUGGUAGAGGGACUCAUUGCUCUCACAAGACAGACAGAGACCAGACCUCUGGAGUUUCUUGCUGGUUUCCUGACAAGAUGGAAUAAGGAUGAGGGAGAUGAAAACAAAAGAGCAGCUGACUUCUCUUCAGCACCACACAGCUCACAGAAGCGCUUUAGCCUGAUACCUGAGCUACCGCAGAACGCGUUAGAUUGGAGAAGUGCAGCUGCCAGAGAGCUCCUCCACAGCGAGUGUCUUUACCUGGGCAGACUGAGCGCCGUGCUGAAGGUGUACCACGAGCCUCUUACAGCAGCACUGAACUCCAACAGAGCCAUUCUGAGCUUCAAUGACAUCCACAUUGUCCUCAGCCCUGUCACACGGAUACUGGAGCUCAACAGGGUGUUUCAGGUAGAUUUACAAGCCCGGCUGCAGCAGUGGGGUGCAGCGCAGUGUGUUGGAGAUGUGCUUGUGAAACUGUGCUCAAAACUUAGAGUUUACACCAACUAUCUCAACAACUACCCCACUGCCAUCCACACCAUCGACAAGUGCAGAGAGACAAAGCCGCCAUUUCGGGCUUUCCUGAAGAGAGCAGACAGAACUCUUUCCACACACAUGCUGAGCCUUCAGGAACUGCUGCUGUGUCCAUUGUGGAGAAUCCAGGAGUAUGUGACUCUGCUUCAAGCUCUGUGUUUACACACACACACCGCUCACCCUGACCACACACACCUCUCCUCUGCCCUCAACACCCUGGUGACAUUAAGAGGAUUCGUACAGAAGUUGAAGCGUAACUCAGAGAGAGACAGGCUGAUGGAGGAAACGCAGCAGAUGAUCCAAGGAUGUCCGAACCUCAGUGAAGGGAACAGGCAGCUGGUAAUAACUCAGGAUGCUGCUUUGCUCGGGAGCCCUGAUGAGCAGAUCCCUGAGUCACUCCGGACCUAUGAGCAUGUGUCAGAUGUGGGCCUGUUCCUGUUUAGCGACGCAUUGGUGUUGACACGGCGACGUGUUCAUCACACACCCUUCACGCUGACCUACCAGAGCGCACACACUUUCCUGGCCUCGGUGGCUCUCAACAGCCUGGUCGUCAGAGAGAUCACACACACACGCUAUGUGUGUCAUGCCUUUGUCCUGGAGGGUCCUUGUCGUUCCUGGGUGUGUGCCACAGAGAGAGGAGAGGAGAGAGAGCACUUCCUGUCUGUUCUGCGUCCAGCCAUAGAGUCUGCUCUGACGGGUCAUCAGUGACGGUACCGUGACAACACACCGGCAAGACAAGAGGAGGUUUGGACACCACUGGACACCACAGUCUGAUCACUGUUGUUUUUAAGUUCAGGAAAGAUCUCUUAAACCCAUUAUUUUUCACAUGCCGCAAUAUUAUGUAGGCCUGCAAACAUAGCGUUCCUGCUACUGGUUAAACUGUGUACAACAAUACCACCUUCAUUAAAGUCACAAUGAUAACUUCACUUCCAUCAGGUGGGUUAUCACACUACAGCGCUGGAUAAGUCAAACCUGUAUCGCUACAAAUACACUUUUGCAUUCUCUUGAUAAUGCAUGCGUUGCUGACUCACUGAAACCCGGGGUCAGCUUGACAUUUUAACCCCCUUUUUACGGUGUAUUCAAACUCUUUGUGCACGUCUAUUUUUUGAUAUACCUAAACAGCUUAAUAAAUCCUAAUAUCUUGGCAGUACACCUAAGGAUGCUCAUGAAAUCUUAUAGUUAGUUCUGUUCUGUCGCACCAUGAAGCUGGUGCAGUUUAAUAGAAUAACAGUACUCUGAAGUCUAUGAAUCACAGCGGGUGUUAAAGAGUGGUCUGUGUUGUGUUUGCCUUUACGGUUUGGUCCCGUUUUGUCUCUGUGUAAAGAAGUCGUGUGUUGUACAAUCUGUACUUGUGUUAUGUAUGUUUGCAGAUAAUACAAUGAGUAUUCCUGAAUGUAUACACGUGCAUCUCCACACUUUGAAGCGGUAACAUUAGCUUUACAAGGUGCACUCUCUUUAACAAUCAGCCUUUUCAAUGUCUUCCCCCUUGUAUAUAUAUCCAAAUCACCACAUGUCAUUUUACUUCAAUCAUUGUUUGUUGUAGCUCAUUGCACCACCUAGAUGUAGAUUGGCUUUGCUUUGAAAUUGUAUACAUGUGUUAAUGUUUGAUCAACAUAAACUACAUCACGAUGUUUCUAUGAUGACUCCAA